Molecule: messenger RNA, 3763 nt
Organism: Phaedon cochleariae (mustard beetle)
Lineage: Eukaryota; Metazoa; Arthropoda; Insecta; Coleoptera; Chrysomelidae
Source: the annotation of a GenBank genome assembly
AUGUCUGGAAACUGGAAUGUCAAAGUUUGUUUGUUUAUGUCAUAAUAAAAACUUGAAAAUAUGAAUAGGAAUCCUGGAUUUCCAAAUUUUUAUGUAUGAUUCCGAAAUGUGCAUGAUUUGGAAAAUAUAGAUAUUGAAAUUCCAUUAUAGUUCCAUCAUACUAAUUCACAGGAAGUGAACAUUCAACACUCCCAUCAUGUCCCGUCAAAUGAGUCAGAACGAACGUAAACUCUCUGAAAAGCUAAUAAUCCUCAAUGACCGAGGUGUAGGCAUGCUCACAAGGAUAUACAACAUCAAAAAAGCUUGUGGAGAUGCCAAGUCCAAACCAGGCUUUUUGUCUGACAAAAACCUGGAAUCCUCUAUAAAAAACAUUGUCAGGAGAUUCCCCAAUAUCGAUGUAAAGAGCCUCACGCCUAUACAGAAUCUGAAAAAUGAAAUCAUCAAGUCUUUGUCUCUUUAUUACUACACUUUUGUAGACUUGCUGGAUUUCAAGGACCAUGUUUGUGAACUGUUAACUAGCAUGGAUGCCUUCCAAGUAGAUCUUGAUAUUACAGUAAACUUUGAGCUUACCAAGAGCUAUUUAGACCUAGUUACUACCUAUGUGUCUCUCAUGGUACUGCUGUCAAGAGUGGAAGACCGUAAAGCAGUUCUAGGACUUUUCAAUGCAGCUUAUGAAAUAGUUCACAAUUCACCAGAUCAAAGCUUCCCAAGACUUGGCAGCAUGAUUAUGGACUAUGACAUACCAUUCAAGAAGCUUUGUGAGGAGUUUGUGCCCCAUUAUAGGCUCCUAGCACAAGCUAUUGGGUCUUUGGUACCCAUUUAUAUCCCAAGAAAUGUGUCUGCAGAUAAGUGGCGAUCUGAACAAAAACUAACACUAGUAGGGAAUCCAUCAGCACUUUUAAAACCAGUGCUGAGUGAUAGAAUGUCAUGUGAGUUUCUGUCCCUAGACACAAUGGAAAAAUGGGUAGUUUUUGGCUUAUUAUUGAUACACAAUGUUCUCCUCCAACAAGACCAAUUCAAUAAGCUCUUCAUAAAUGCCCUGGAGUCUUCCUGGGUGAUACCAUUGUUCCGUGAUGAAGUAGUUUACAUCCACCAAUACAUCACUUCAUUUUUUGACACCCUCAAAGGUUAUGGCAAAAGAAUUUCUGAAGUGAAGGAUGCCCAUAACCAUGCCAUACAAAAAGCCGGGUACAACCACCGGGAACGCCGAAAAUUCCUGAGAACUGCCCUCAAAGAACUAGGCCUGAUCUUCAUGGACCAGCCUGGGUUGCUGGGCCCCAAAGCCCUGAUGAUCUUCAUGGGACUGUGCUAUUCCAGAGAUGAAGUCCUCUGGUUGUUGCGCCAUAAUGACAAUCCUCCUACUCACAAGACCAAGGGCAAAUCCACUGAAGAUCUUGUGGACAGGCACUUGCCUGAGCUGUUGUUCCACAUGGAAGAUUUAAGGGUGUUGGUAAGAAAGUAUAGUCAGGUGAUGCAGAGGUACUAUGUGCAAUAUUUGUCCCACUGGGAUGCCAUAACUCUCAAGGAGCUGAUGCAGAAGCUACAGGUUUGUCCUGAAGAUGAGGGAAUGAUUUUGUCUUCUUUGUGUAACACAGUAGCCAAUUUAUCAGUGAAACAAGUAGAGGAAAAUGAGACUUUUAAUUUUUUUGCAUUUAGGUUAGAUUGGUUCAGAUUUCAGGCUUACACCUCCACUGCCAAAUCUACCAUGAAACUCAUGGAUAACAGGAGUUUGGCUCAGCUUUUGGAUACUGUGCAAUUUCACACCAAAAUGGUGGACAAUUUGGAUGAGAUGCUGAGGGAAACCUCAGACUUGUCCAUUUUUUGUUUUUACAACCGGAUUUUUGAGGACCAAUUUCACAUGUGUCUAGAGUUCCCUGCGCAAAACCGGUUCAUUGUAGCUUUCCCAUCGAUUUGCAGCCAUUUCCAACAUUGCACCCAUGAGCUUUGCCCUGAGGAAAGACACCACAUCAGAGAACGCAGUCUCUCUGUAGUCAACAUGUUCCUAGAUGAAAUGGCAAAGGAGGCCAAGAACAUAAUAACAGCGAUUUGUGAUGCUCAGUGCAAAAUGAGCGACAAGCUGCUUCCCAAAAAUUGCGCCCACUUGAUAUCCCAGCAAAUCAACAGAAAGAAAAAGGAAAAGAACAAGAAAAACGCCGUGGAGUUCGAGAAACCCGGUAAGGAAAGCUACCGCAAGACCAGGGAAAACCUCACCACCAUGGACAAACUCCACAUGGCCCUCACAGAACUGUGCUACGCCAUCAACUACUUCUCCAACAUCAACGUUUGGGAGUACACUUUUGCUCCGCGAGAAUACCUUCACCAGCACCUAGAAAACCGGUUUGCCAAGGCCCUAGUGGGCAUGGUAAUGUUCAAUUCUGACACCAAUGAAAUCGCCAAACCCUCUGAGCUACUAGUCUGCGUCAGAUCCUAUAUGAACGUCCUACAAACUGUUGAAAACUAUGUGCACAUUGACAUCACCAGAGUUUUCAACAACUGCCUCUUGCAGCAAACCCAGCCCAUGGACUCCCAUGGGGAGAAAACCGUAGCCGCCAUCUACACCCAGUGGUACUCUGAGGUACUCCUUCGAAGGGUUAGCGCCGGAAAUAUCAUCUUUUCCAUGAACCAGCGCUCCUUUGUCAGUUUGACAGUUGAAGGGUCCAUUCCCUUCAACCCUGAAGAGUACUCUGACGUCAAUGAGCUGAGAGCUCUAGCUGAGCUGAUAGGGCCUUAUGGCAUGAAGCAGCUGAGUGAAACUCUGAUGUGGCACAUAGCUAGUCAAGUCGUUGAACUCAAAAAACUAGCGGAAAUGAACAAGGAUGUUCUGUUGUCCCUUCGUACAAAUUUCGAUAAGCCAGAGAUCAUGAAGGAACAAUUCAAAAAACUCAGCAAUGUUGAUAAUGUUUUGCAAAGAAUGACCAUUGUUGGGGUUAUAUUGAGCUUCCGGCACCUGUCGCAGUCUUGCCUCACGGACGUUCUGGAACAAAGAAUCCCGUUUCUGGUGAGCUCCAUCUUGGAUUUCAGACACCAUUUGCCGAGCGGCGAUCCUUUGAAGAUCGUCAGCGAGAUGACGUCAGCAGCCGGUCUACCUUGCAAGGUAGAUCCGACGCUUAUUUCUGCACUAAAGCUUCAAAAGCAGGAAGUCGAGGGGGAAAAUGAACACCUGUUGGUGUGCCUGCUUAUGGUUUUCGUUGCAGUUUCCAUACCGAGACUAGCAAAAUCCGAACAGUCAUUCUACAGGGCGUCUCUGGAAGGGCACACAAAUAACAUUCACUGUAUGGCCUUGGCUGUGAAUAAUAUUUUCGGGGCUUUGUUCACGAUUUGCGGGCAAGGCGAUAUUGAAGAUAGAAUGAAGGAGUUUUUGGCGCUGGCGUCUUCGAGUUUGUUGAGGUUAGGUCAGGAGGCGGACAAGGAAGUGAUAAGGAAUAGGGAGUCGGUGUAUUUGUUGUUGGAUCAGAUUGUGCAGGAGUCUCCUUUUCUUACUAUGGAUUUGUUAGAGUCUUGUUUUCCGUAUGCUCUGAUCAGGAAUGCUUAUCAUGAUGUUUACAAGCUAGAGCAGAAUAUGUAAGGUUUUUGUCAAUAGGGCUCGGAAGAAUGGUUUUUUUGAGUGUAUAAUUUCUUGGGAGAUAUUCCAAUGCUGCCCAUGUAACCAGUUGUACCUUGUAUAUCAUUUACCUACUAACUCAGAAUCACUGCACUAGAAGUUUUCAUUUUGUUGAUGGUAGGUAGAUAUCCAAAUAUAUUCCUGAUUUCAUCAACAUUUCAC